This is a messenger RNA of Microplitis demolitor, 945 nucleotides long. RefSeq names its product YEATS domain-containing protein 4 (gene Gas41). Gene Ontology annotation, biological process: regulation of DNA-templated transcription. The transcript has 4 exons. The coding region runs from base 134 to 835 and encodes 233 amino acids. Lineage: Eukaryota; Metazoa; Arthropoda; Insecta; Hymenoptera; Braconidae. The record is from RefSeq and is a predicted model, not a curated record.
UCUGACUACAAAAGGAAAACAAACAAGAUUUAUUUAUUAUUUACUUUCAUGUUUUGUUGGAAAAAUAUACCAAGCUUUUUUUUUUUUUUUUAAUUAAGUUACAAUAAUGUGUUAAAUAAAAAACGUAAACUCAAUGUUCAAAGUAAUGGCAGUUGCCACCACCAAUGAAUUCGGCCCAGAUUCUGGUGGUCGAGUAAAGGGCGUGACAAUUGUUAAACCAUUGGUUUAUGGAAACGUAGCGCGAUUCUUUGGUAAGAAACGUGAAGAAGAUGGUCAUACUCAUCAAUGGACUGUGUAUGUUAAGCCAUACAAUAAUGAAGACAUGUCGACUUACGUCAAAAAAGUACAUUUUAAACUUCACGAGAGUUAUAACAAUCAAAAUAGAAUUGUUACAAAACCACCUUAUGAAGUGACUGAAACUGGCUGGGGAGAAUUUGAAAUAGUCAUUAAAAUUUAUUUUCAUGAUCCCAAUGAACGCCCGGUGACAAUUUAUCAUAUACUAAAACUAUUUCAAUCACCACCGGAAGCACAAAAUGGAAAAAAAAAUUUAGUAUCUGAAUUUUAUGAGGAAAUAGUAUUCCAAGACCCAACACAAUUAAUGCAACAUCUGCUGAGUUCAACGAGACCAAUAACUCUCGGUGCAUGGAAGCAUGAAACAGAUUUCGAAGUAAAAAAACAAACGACUUUAAAAGCUAUUGCGGAGGCACGCAAUAAAAUUCGUCAAGAAGUAAUUGAGUAUAAAGAAAAACUGACCUUAGCUAAAGAAACGAUAGCGCAAUUCAAAGAAGAAAUAGCUGCUGUAUCAAAAGUAAAUCCUCUGUCAGGAGCUCAUUAAAACCGACUGAUAAAAUAAAUAAUUUUUAUACAUACAUUUAUAUUAUUAAGUACCUAGCUAUUAAAUAGUUGAUUAUAUAUAUUAAAUUGAUAUUAAAUAAAAAAUAAUAA